AUGCUUGAUCUUCUUGAUUUCGUCUCUGAACGGGGUGGCGAUCCCAAAAAAAUCAAAGAGAGCCAACGCCGACGCUUUGCUCCCGAGGCUUCUGUUGACGAGGUGGCGAUCUUCUAUGAAGAGGCACGUCGCGCACGGUAUGAGGCCAUGCAAAUGGGUUCACAGCUAAAUGCCUUGCUCAAGGAAAUUGGAAAGAAGAAGAAGAACAAGGAAGAUGCGAGUGAAUUGAUGGAGCAGAAGGCUGCGCUAGAGGAGCGCAAGAAAAAGGCGGAAGAGCUUGCGGUUGAAAAGGAGGUUCAAAGAGAUCAGAAGAUCCGUACUAUUGGGAACUAUGUUCAUGACUCUGUUCCCGUCAGCAACAAUGAAGACAAAGCUGAUCAAGUGCAACAGGACGACAAUGUGAUAGUGAAAACCUGGGCACCAGAAAAUGUCACUGUCGAGAAAAGAGAUUGUCUCUCUCACCAUGAAGUGCUCACGCGCCUGGACGGUUAUGACCCCGAGCGAGGAGUAAAGAUCGUUGGUCAUCGCGGAUAUUGCUUGACAGGCUAUGGUCUAUUCCUCAACCUUGCCCUCAUUAACUAUGGGCUGGAAUAUCUUUUUACAAAGGGUUACACGCCCAACCAGCCCCCUCAGUUCAUGCUGAAAGAUUUCAUGGCCAAAACUGCUCAGCUUGAAGAUUUUGAUGAAUCAUUAUACAAGGUUACAGAGAGUGAAGACAAGUCUACUGACAAGUAUCUAAUCGCUACCUCGGAGCAGCCGCUCUCUGCGUUGCAUGACGGGGAAUGGCUUCAGGAUAAAGACUUACCUAUCAAGUAUGCCGGAUACAGUACCUGUUACCGCAAGGAAGCAGGGUCUCACGGCAAAGAUGCCUGGGGAAUCUUCCGUGUUCAUCAAUUUGAGAAGAUUGAGCAAUUUAUCUUGACCAAACCGGAAGACUCUUGGCAAAUGUUUGAAGAAAUGAUGGCUGCCUCUGAAGGAUUCUAUCAAUCUCUUGGCCUUCCAUACCAGAUCGUUUCUAUUGUGUCGGGUGCUUUAAACAAUGCAGCAGCCAAAAAGUAUGACUUGGAGGCGUGGUUUCCAUUCCAGGGCGAGUAUAAAGAACUGGUAUCUUGUUCAAACUGCACAGAUUACCAAGCACGAGCCCUAGACAUUCGCUAUGGUACCAAAAAGGCUACUGAUGCAAAGAAGAUUUAUGUUCAUGCAUUGAAUGCUACUCUUUGCGCUACUGAACGGACACUCUGUUGCAUCCUUGAAAAUUUCCAAACAGAGGAGGGUAUCGUGGUCCCUGAGCCACUGCGCAAGUAUAUUCCAGGAGCCCCCGAAUUUCUGCCAUUCACAAAGGAACUGCCGAAGGAAACCACUUCUCAGAAAGCUAAAGCCAAGCAGGCUUCUAAACCAGCAGCUAGCCUGGCUGAGACUACCAAGAAUCUGCAAAAUCUGCAAGUUUGA
Messenger RNA from Penicilliopsis zonata CBS 506.65, 1449 nucleotides. RefSeq lists its product as hypothetical. Gene Ontology annotation, cellular component: cytosol. The coding region runs from base 1 to 1449 and encodes 482 amino acids. Lineage: Eukaryota; Fungi; Ascomycota; Eurotiomycetes; Eurotiales; Aspergillaceae. The record is from RefSeq and is a predicted model, not a curated record. The transcript has 7 exons. Gene Ontology annotation, molecular function: ATP binding; tRNA binding; serine-tRNA ligase activity. Gene Ontology annotation, biological process: seryl-tRNA aminoacylation.